Peromyscus leucopus (white-footed mouse) is the source of this 2915-nucleotide messenger RNA. RefSeq names its product FKBP prolyl isomerase 5 (gene Fkbp5). Bases 112 to 1482 code for a protein of 456 amino acids. The transcript has 11 exons. Lineage: Eukaryota; Metazoa; Chordata; Mammalia; Rodentia; Cricetidae. Gene Ontology annotation, molecular function: protein binding; peptidyl-prolyl cis-trans isomerase activity. The record is from RefSeq and is a predicted model, not a curated record.
CGCUGCCCGGCGCACUAGCCGGCUCGCGGGCGCUGCCAGUCUCCGGCGGCGGCGGUGUCCGGCGCGCGGCUGAGCGACAGGGCGACUGAGGUUUUCUACUCAUAAAAGACAAUGACUACUGAUGAAGGCAGCAGUGACAAUGGAGAAAACCCGGCCAUCGCCGUGGCUGAACAGGGAGAAGACAUCACUGCCAGAAAAGAUAGAGGAGUGCUAAAGAUUGUCAAAAGAGUGGGAACUAGUGAGGAAGCCCCAAUGAUUGGUGACAAAGUUUAUGUCCACUACAAAGGAAAAUUGUCCAAUGGAAAGAAGUUUGAUUCCACUUAUGAUAGAAACGAGCCGUUUGUUUUUAACCUUGGCAAAGGCCAGGUUAUCAAGGCCUGGGACAUUGGGGUGGCUACCAUGAAGAAAGGAGAGAUCUGCCAGAUACUGUGUAAACCAGAAUAUGCUUAUGGCUCUGCUGGCAGCCUCCCGAAAAUUCCCUCGAACGCAUCUCUCUUUUUUGAGAUUGAACUCCUUGAUUUCAAAGGCGAGGACUUAUUUGAAGACUCGGGCAUCAUCCGUAGAAUCAAGCGGAAAGGAGAAGGCUACUCCAACCCGAAUGAAGGGGCGACGGUGGAGGUCCACCUGGAAGGCUGCUGUGGUGGAAGGCUGUUUGAUUGCAGAGAUGUGGUGUUCGUUGUUGGUGAAGGAGAAGACCACGACAUUCCAAUUGGAAUUGACAAAGCCCUGGAGAAAAUGCAGAGGGAAGAGCAGUGUGUUUUGUAUCUUGGACCACGAUACGGUUUUGGAGAGGCAGGGAAGCCUAAAUUUGGCAUUGAACCCAAUGCUGAACUGAUGUAUGAAGUUACCCUUAAGAGCUUUGAAAAGGCCAAAGAAUCCUGGGAGAUGGACACCAAAGAAAAACUGGAGCAGGCUGCCAUUGUCAAAGAGAAGGGGACUGUGUACUUCAAGGGAGGCAAGUACAUGCAGGCUGUGAUUCAGUACGGGAAGAUAGUGUCCUGGCUGGAGAUGGAGUACGGCCUGUCCGAGAAGGAGUCAAAAACCUCUGAAUCGUUCCUGCUUGCAGCCUUCCUCAACCUGGCCAUGUGCUACCUGAAGCUCAGAGAGUACAACAAAGCCGUGGAGUGCUGCGACAAGGCCCUCGGACUGGACAGUGCCAAUGAGAAAGGCUUGUACCGAAGGGGUGAAGCCCAGCUGCUCAUGAAUGAGUUUGAGUCGGCCAGAGGUGACUUUGAGAAGGUACUGGAGGUCAACCCUCAGAAUAAGGCCGCAAGACUGCAGAUCUCCGUGUGCCAGAAGAAGGCCAAGGAGCACAAUGAGCGGGACCGCAAGGUGUACGCCAACAUGUUCAAGAAGUUUGCAGAGCAGGACGCCAAGGAAGCAGCCAGCAAAGUGGUGAGCAAGAAGCCUGUAGAAGGAGCGGCCGGGAAAAGAUCCGAGAGUCGGGCCAUGGAAGGAGGAAAGGCCGAAGGCCAUGUAUGACGCCGCGCCAAGGAGGGAAGAGAGUCCUCAUGAACUCGGCCCUCCUUGCUGGGCUCACACCCAACUCAGGACUGCACAGUGUUUAGUGUAAGGUUUGUUACAGUCUCUGUGAUUCUGGAAGCAAAUGGCAAAACCAGUAGCUUCCCCAAAUAACACCCUGCUGCUGCCCGGGGGUGGGGGUGGGGGACAUGCCAGGGAACAGAACAGAAAGGGCCGUUGGUGUGGAGAGACCAAGCCAGCAGCUCAAGUCCAGCUCAUUUCAGUUUGUCACCUUUGGGUGUCCAACAGUGUCCCUUGAGAUGAUCCCAGUGCCCGGCUGCUGUGAGAUUCUCCACCAGCACUUCAGUAGCAUUGCAGGAGCCUUGGAAAGCUAACUCAGAGCAUCCCUGCUUUCCUCCUGGGAGGCAAGGCAGGGGAUGGAAGGGGAGGUUUUCCCCGGGUCCACAGCAGAAAACAGCGGCCACUUCCUGCCUGUCCAGUGGCUUCCCAGUUCCCGUCUCAGACUCUUGUGAAUAUGGCUUUCUGUCAUACCCAGCUUGUCCCACAGAGUCUGUCAUUACUCCAACCCCUCAUGAGUGGUGGCAGGCAGGAGUUUUGGGGUUCGCUUUCCCUAAUUAGAAUGAACUUUGGAGGUGUGGAGAACAGUUGGAGUGGCCUUGUUUUCACUGUCCUCCCUGUCAAGAAUGACGUUAGCACUUAGUGUGUCAUGUCCCGACUGCUGCCCAGCCUCCUGUUUCCAUUCUCUGCCCCACCGUGAAGAACCCGAGGCUUGCCCUUGUCCUAGACCUGGAGUGGACUGAUGUCCAAAUCCCACUAAGACUGAUGCAGUUACUCUUUUUUUUUUAAUUGCUUGUAAGCUUAUAUACUGCUUUACGGAAGAAACUUCACACUCCUCUAUCAUGCAAAAAUACUUUUUCACUUUUUACUUUUUAGCUUGGGUUUUGAACGGCGAAAGCUGUGAGGUUUGAAAGCGGGCGGUUCUCUUAGGUGAUGGUACCUGGGGGCUGGCAGCUGCUCUCCCGUGUGCCUCUUGGUUCUGGCGUGGGCUGUGAAGGUUGCUGGCUUCCCAUGCAGGUACAUCAAGCCAAAAUCUCCAGUCCUUAGGUAUUGAUUGGAUCAGGACAAGAUUUAAAUAGUCGUGUAGUUGGGGUUCAGUCCUAUGGGUAAUGUAUGGAAUUGAGCACAGCUUGCUUCUCCAUGGCCUAUGGAACCCCCAAGGGGAUACACCCAGCAGCCCAGAGCCGUUCACCUAAGCCUGGAAACCUCCCUUUCCUAGCCCUAGGAACACUGACAGUUGCAUUUAGAUGGGUUUUUAUUUUUUUAUGAUGGUUUUAAUAAAACAGUCUCAUUGUUAAAUUAGGACCUUAAAACCUACAAAUCAAGUUGUUUUCCCACUGUUCCCAUUUUAUUCUACAUGCAACAGAUGGAAUUAA